Molecule: messenger RNA, 917 nt
Organism: Daucus carota subsp. sativus
Lineage: Eukaryota; Viridiplantae; Streptophyta; Magnoliopsida; Apiales; Apiaceae
Product: protein CHLORORESPIRATORY REDUCTION 41, chloroplastic
Exons: 1
Coding region: 153-776 (207 amino acids)
Source: RefSeq, a predicted model, not a curated record
UCCUCGUGUUAGGUAAAUGGUUGUAAAAUUUUGAUGUGGUUAUAAUACUUGAAAGAAAUGUAACUUUCAGCCAUAGCUGGGGUGGACUAAAAGUGUAACCUUAUCUUAUCUUCCGUGAUAAACUCUCAUUUGCUGGCUCAUAGCUCCUAUCCAUGGCUUCCUGCGUCCCUCAAUUUCUUAAGCCAAUGCAUAAUCUUCAGCCUCAGUACCAGAAUCAGCUUUCUCCACUUUCACAUAUUUGUAGUUUAAAUCUUAGAACCAAAUGCACAAAUUCAGAAAAUUCAACCCCGGAUGAUUUUCCAAUCCCACCUCUAUAUUCGGAAGACCCCGAGAGUUUCCCAAUCGAGAAACGAAGAAAAUCAGAAAUAAUACGUGACAGGAAAUCAAGCAGUGGGCUGGUGAAACCAGAGCCCCCUAACUUUGAAAUUGGCUGGAAACGAACCAAACCGAUUCCAAUGGAGAAGCCAACUGGGUAUGUGAUCAUGGAUUUUCUCGAGAAGUUGGAGGAAUUAAUGGGGAAACAAUUUGGGUCGACAGAGUUGUUAGAGAAAGUGGGAGAAAUAGUAACAGAGAGAGUGGUAGAAGAAGCUGAAGUGCUGAGGGAUGAAGGUAAGGUGGAGGAUAGAAUGGUGACCGAGUUGUUUAGAGUUUUGAAGUUGAUGAAGAUGGACUUGGCUAUGGUGAAAGCUGCUGUUAAGGAUGAUACAUUACAAGAAAGACUUGAGCAAGCCAAGGCGCGGUGCAGGCAAGCUAUCCUCGUCGCCAAUUCUUUCUGAUAUUUGUUAGAUGAACUUAAUCUAGUAGUUACCAGAGUAUUGAAUGAUUUAAACUAUGACUGUUUUCUACAUGUUACCUUGUAGUCGAGAGUGUAAGAUAAUAUUUUUGCAGUGCAAUAUUUAGUAGGCUUAUUCUGAAUA